Molecule: messenger RNA, 1882 nt
Organism: Selaginella moellendorffii
Lineage: Eukaryota; Viridiplantae; Streptophyta; Lycopodiopsida; Selaginellales; Selaginellaceae
Exons: 2
Coding region: 324-1802 (492 amino acids)
Biological process (GO): protein N-linked glycosylation; oligosaccharide metabolic process
Cellular component (GO): endoplasmic reticulum membrane
Molecular function (GO): Glc3Man9GlcNAc2 oligosaccharide glucosidase activity
Source: RefSeq, a predicted model, not a curated record
UGGAUCUGGCGCAUUAGGUCAGGGCUUGGAUCCGACGAUGGAUCCCAAUCCCACGGCGCCACGCAAGAAUUUCGGCGAUUUCCAGUCGCGAUCGUCGGCACCAUCGGCGAUGAUUCCUCUCGGGGUUGAAACCGCGCAUCGGGCGCAUUGUCAUUCGUCUAAUCUUUCUUUUUCGUCGCAGCAGCAGGGACGGCGGCAUCGAUCGUCAUCUCUUGUCGUCAUUAUCGUGGAAGGAUUCCUGUGAUCCCAUCGAAUUCCGCGGUGGAUCGUCCACGCAGGCGAUUCGCCCCGUCCCCGUCGUCCAUCCACGCUCGUGCAGUCGUAUGGCAUUUGGGAUGGCGGGACCAGUGCGAUGCUUGCCACCAGUAGUGGAAGCUACAAGUAUCCCUCACGCACCACCUGUGAUCUCCAAGGAGGUAUCCGAGAUCGUCAACAACAUGUUGUCGGUGGCCAUCCCGGCUGCGGCCGCCGCGUCCGCCCAAGAUCAAAGGUUUGCUUCCCAAUUCCGCUGCGGCCCAGAGUUCGCCACCAUGAAAGCCCAGGCACUGGAGGCUUGCAGGAAGAUCUUAGCGGAGAACGACCAAGGUGGCUACACGAUCCCGGCCAAAGGACUCUAUCCUUACCAGUGGAACUGGGACUCGGCUCUCGUGUCACUGGGCCUGGCCGAGAUGGAGGAGGAGCGGGCAUGGGAGGAAUUGGACCGGCUCAUGUCCGCGCAGUGGGAAGACGGCAUGGUUCCUCACAUCGUCUUCCACAAGCCGAGCUCGACUUACUUCCCGGGUCCGGAGAUUUGGGGAUCGCCCGACAAGCCCAGGAACAGCACAGGCAUCACACAGCCUCCAGUAGCGGCCAUCUCGGUCCGGAGGCUCUUGGAGGAGGCCAAAGACAAGGCUCUAGCUCUAGCGAUGGCGAGGAAGCUCUUUCCAAAGCUUCUAGCGUGGCACCGCUGGUUCUACAGGGCCAGGGAUCCGGAAGGAACAGGACUGGUUGCGACGAUCCAUCCUUGGGAGACGGGGAUGGACAACAGCCCCGCUUGGGACGAGGCGCUCGCUCGAGUUCCAAUCGACGACAUACCUCCCUACGUGAGAAGAGAUUUGGGGCACGUAGACGCGAAGAUGAGACCACAGAAGGCCGAGUAUGAUCGCUACCUCACGCUGCUCUAUCGAUUCCGCGCGCUCGACUAUGACGAGGCCAAGCUCUACUACGAGACGCCAUUCAGGGUGACGGACCUUUGCACGAACUGCAUCCUCCACAAGGCAAACGAGGACCUCUUGUGGCUGGCGGGCGCAACCGGGGCGUGUACGGAUGAGUCGGAGAUCCGCGGCUGGACGGCCCGGGCCAACGUGGCGUUUGAUACGCUGUUUGACGUGGAGGCUGGGCUGUACAGGUGUAAGGAUCAGCUGACGGGGCAGUUCUUGCCGGCUGCUACGUCGGCGGGGUUCUUGCCGCUGUUUGCUGGCGUGGCGUCCGGGGAGAAGGCCAGCGCGGUGGCCCGGACUUUGGGCCGGUGGCUGGACGACGUGGCGUACGGUAUCCCCAGUUGUGACCCGCGGGAUCCCUGGUUUGAGGCACUUCGCUACUGGAGAGGACCGGUUUGGCUCAUUGUAAACUGGAUGGUGUCGGAGGGGCUCAAGAGGUAUGGGUACGGGGAGCUGGCGCAGCGCGUGGAGAGGGAUAGCUACGAGUUGGUUAAGAAUGGGGGGAUAUUCGAGUACUAUUGUCCUUUGACAGGCAUGGGCGCGGGUGGCGGUUGCUUUUCAUGGACAGCUGCAAUGUGCCUCGCAUGGUUGUUUAAGUCAUAAGAGAUUUGUGAAGAUGGCAAUUAUAUCAACGUUAUCACCAUAUCAUUGUCUUUUAAUUUAAACAUCUGUUAAAACAUAAA